Messenger RNA from Prunus armeniaca (apricot), 1083 nucleotides. Lineage: Eukaryota; Viridiplantae; Streptophyta; Magnoliopsida; Rosales; Rosaceae. The record is from the annotation of a GenBank genome assembly.
AUGGACGCAGGGACUGUACGGACGACGAUUGAGACGCCAUUGCAGGAGUUGGGAGUUCUCCUGACGUCAGAUCAGAACCAGAAAGCAGAAAUCUUUGAGCUGAACAAUGGGACCAUGCGUGUCUUCAUCACUAACUAUGGCUGCACCAUCACCUCCUUAUCUGUUCCUGGAAAAGAUGGAAAAUUGGCUGAUGUUGUUCUUGGAUUCGACUCAGUUGACCCGUAUAUGCAAGGGCUUGCUCCUUAUUUUGGCUGCAUUGUGGGUCGGGUCGCAAAUAGAAUCAAAGAUGGAAAAUUUACACUCAACGGAACUGACUACUCUUUGCCUGUCAACAGACCUCCGAACAGUCUCCAUGGUGGUCACAAGGGAUAUGAUAAGCAGAUAUGGGAGGUAGCUGAACAUAAAAAAGGCGAUAAUGGAUCCAUCACUUUUAAGUAUCAUAGUCGUGAUGGGGAGGAAGGUUACCCAGGUAAUCUUUCUUUGACUGCAACUUAUACGCUUACUUCAACCACAUCAAUGAGACUUGACAUGGAAGCAGUACCUGAGAACAAGCCCACCCCAGUCAGUUUAGCUCAGCACACCUACUGGAACUUAGCUGGCCAUAACUCGGGGAACAUACUCGACCAUGCAAUUCAAAUCUGGGCAAACCAUGUUACCCCUGUGGAUGAAAACACAGUCCCAACAGGUGAAAUCAAGCCAGUUAAAGGCACACCCUUUGAUUUCACCGCUCAGAAGAGGAUCGGUGAGUCCAUCCAUGAGGUCGGUAUAGGGUAUGACCACAACUAUGUGCUGGACUGUGGGGAAGAGAAAGAAGGCCUGAAACAUGCUGCAAGAGUGAGGGACCCAUCCAGCUCAAGGGUCCUUAACCUAUGGAGCAAUGCCCCUGGGAUGCAGUUUUACACUGCAAAUUAUGUCAAUGGGGUUGUUGGCAAAGGAGGCGCUGUCUAUGGAAAGCAUGCCGGGCUCUGUUUGGAGACACAGGGGUUCCCAAAUGCAAUAAACACACCAAACUUCCCGUCCAUUGUGGUUCAACCUGGUGAGAAGUACAGACACAGCAUGUUGUUUGAGUUUUCAGUUGAAUAA